AGGGCCUGUGCGGAGGGUGUGGCUGCGGAGGGCGUGGUUUCGGCUUUGGGGCGGAGCCUCCAGGCUUGGGGCGGGGCCUGGCGCCCGGCGGUGCGGGGCGCGUCCCGGUGGCGGGGGUGGGAGCGGCGGGGCCGGGCCGAGCUGAGCCGAACCAAGCCAAGCCAGUGGGUUCCGAGCGGGACCCUCCCGCCGCCCGGCUGCUGUUGACAAGCGGCGGCGGGAGGCAGCCCGGCGGCAAUCGUCUCCAUGUGGCGGACGCUGGCCCUCGCCUCCGCCUUCUUCCCGGGGCUCUUCGUCCUUUGCAUCCGGUUACUGCGCUGGGCCGCCCCGGGAUGGAGCCUCAAGGACCGCAUCCUCCUCAGCGGCAGGUUGGUGUCAACAGUCCAAGCCACGAUGGCGACAGUGUCAGGCAUCAUGGUUGUCCUUAACUGCAAGGAUGUGGUUCAUGACAGGCACUGGCUGGCCGUGGAGUACAUCUGGGUCCUCGUUCCCUACAUGACCUAUGACAUUUACGUCAUGUACCUCUGCCACUGGCACAAGAGCCAGGAGAGGGGAGUCGCAGAGAAGAAGCACUCACUGGCCAGCAUGUGGAGUUUCCUCCUGCAGGAGCGGCUGAUGGUGACCCACCACCUCUUCAUCCUCAUCGUGCUCACUCCCAUCACCCAGCACUUCAGGGGAGAGCUGGGGGACUUCUUCGUGGGCUGCAUCUUCAUAGCAGAGCUGAGCACUCCUUUUGUAUCGCUGGGCAAAAUCCUCAUGCAGCUCAAAAUGCAGGACAGCCUCCUGCACAAGGUGAACGGUAUCCUGGUCCUGGUGACCUUCUUCCUCUGCCGUAUUCUCCUCUUCCCCUUCAUGUACGCGGCCUACGGCAGGCAGGUGGGGAUCCCCGUUUACAUGGUGCCUUUCCGCAUCCCCCUGCACUGCAACAUCGCCAACGCCUCCCUCAUUGCCCCCCAGCUCUACUGGUUCAGGCUCAUCUGCCGGAAAGCCGCCCGCCUCUAUGGCGGCUCGCCCGCCGCCAAGGGCAGAUAGCUGCCUGCCAGCAGCAGCUCAGCGCGGGGGCUGGAAAAGGCUCAGCAACCCCCAGCCCUUCAACCUUCACUGCAGGGACCAGUGUGGGAGCAGAGCACUGGACGCAGAGCAAUACCGCGGGGCUGCUGCUGCUGGAGGCAGCCGUGCCCUCUCCACCGCCGUGCCAGGCAGCACCAGUCUGGGCUAGCAAGGCUUCGUUCCCAUGCUGCUCCAGUGCCUUGUGGCCUCCCACCCGUGGGAGCCAGAGAAGGAGCAACCUUUAAGCUCAACACUUCUGGGAUUCAGCGCUGCAGCAUCAGACUCGAGGUUACAUGAGAGGGCUUUGUUACACCCCUACUCCACAUCUUUCAAGGCUGACACCAGACACCGGCACCACGUGGCAUGGAGGUGACGCUGCAGUGUGUCCAGCCCCAGUGGAGGGCCAUGUGCCAGAUCUGCUGCUGCCCCAGCUCACCCCUCUGGCUCCAGCUGAGCGCAGAGCCAGGCCUGGGGGCUACAGCAGUGGUCUGCAGAGCCUGUUCCUGACCUGACUUCCACAUCCCAGCCACAUUCAGCCUCUUACCUCCCACUGCUGCUGGGAUCAAAUUCAUUUACUCCACUUAACCCAAAGGUGCUGUUCACUACAACUGUCUGGUAUCUGUAGCUGACAGUCCCAGGGGAGGAUGGCUCCAGUGUUCCCAGCAGGCUGGAGGGGAGAAAAGCUCACACCAGGACAGAAAAAGUUAUACUGUCUUAGAGCAAUGCUGGCAGGGCAGAGCCAGGGCAGGGAUGGGGACAGGAGACUGCUAAAUCCUCAUCUCACCAACACACAGAUCACCAUGCAGAGCCCUUCCUUGGCAAGAGGACAACUUUCAAUCCUGUCUCCUAACCACAGGUGCUUUUAUCUGCCCUGCACCUCCAUGAUGGGUAUUUAAAAUACCUGAUACAGCCUGAGCUCUGAUCCUACAUUCCAUCCCUCCUGCCCCAUCCCACUUCUACAUGAGUUGAGGUCUGCCAGGGAGGGAACUGGGGCAGUGCACGAGGAAGCAGCAAACCCUGAGAUGGAUUCUCAGCUGUGUCCUUCACUAGUUCAGUCCAGUCACAGCAAAGGGCUCACAAGCCUUGCAGGUGUGUUCAAGUCAGCCAGCAGUGGCUUGAUUCCUUCCCUGCAGCUCCCAUGCUUGCUCCAGGACAGGUACUACACCAGUGUGACCCCAGCAACCCCCAUGGCUGGAGACCUGUAGCCAUUUUGUGCCUUUGAUCCUGUCUAAAAACAACAGCUCAGCUCUGGCAGACCCUGCUGGAGUUCUUUUGGGUAUUGGAUCUCAUCCCAGCCACAGCCAUGUUCUGGAAGGAGUAAAGCAAAGGGCCUCUUCCAAUACAGGGUUGGUUAUUGCACAAACACAACUGUCACACUAACGACCAAGACCAGCUCAUGUCAAAAACUGCUUGCAACCCGUUCCAGAUGUUUGUAUCUUGCUGUUUCCGCUGCAAAUAAUGUGCCUUAGGUAUGGACACACACACAGAGCCAGCCAGGCACCUCGGUUUGCACUAACACUGCCUUAGUUACUAUCAGGAGACCAAUAAAGAUUUCUUUUGAGUCACACCAUGA
This is a messenger RNA of Pogoniulus pusillus (Red-fronted tinkerbird), 2623 nucleotides long. It is a transcript of the gene TLCD3A, whose product is annotated as TLC domain containing 3A. The record is from RefSeq and is a predicted model, not a curated record. Lineage: Eukaryota; Metazoa; Chordata; Aves; Piciformes; Lybiidae. The coding region runs from base 247 to 1032 and encodes 261 amino acids. The transcript has 5 exons. Gene Ontology annotation, cellular component: endoplasmic reticulum; membrane. Gene Ontology annotation, biological process: lipid homeostasis.